Calidris pugnax (ruff) is the source of this 827-nucleotide messenger RNA. RefSeq names its product pleiotrophin-like. The transcript has 4 exons. Lineage: Eukaryota; Metazoa; Chordata; Aves; Charadriiformes; Scolopacidae. Bases 345 to 827 code for a protein of 160 amino acids. The record is from RefSeq and is a predicted model, not a curated record. Gene Ontology annotation, molecular function: growth factor activity.
CGCGGUACAUCACAUGAAGCGGGGCGGGGGGGGGACAGCGCGGCCGCUCGCUCUGCCCCGCCGCCCUCCUCUCGCCGCCAACACCGGGCUCUGCCGAGUCAAAGCGCGGAUCGGGUUCCUCUGCCUCCGGUAUAAAAAUCUCGGCCAGAAAUCUCCGGCGGGAGAGAGAGAGAGAGAGGAGGAGCGGGGCGGGCGGCGGCGGGCGAGCCCGUCCGUGGGGAAGCGAAGGGACGCGCUGCGGCGGCGGCGGCAGCAGCAACGACAGUAGCAGCCGCUGCUCACCGGGGACACCCGCGGCUCGCCCCUCUCAGCUGCGGGAGAAGAGCUGGUUUUGACGCCCGAAAAUGCAGCAGCAACAACAGCGUCGAAUGUUCACAGCUGCCCUCCUGGCACUUGUUUUCCUUCUGGCAGCUGUGAGUACCACAGAGGCCGGCAAAAAAGAGAAACCAGAGAAAAAGGCGAAGAAGUCUGACUGUGGGGAAUGGCAGUGGAGCGUCUGUGUGCCCACCAGUGGUGACUGUGGACUGGGAACGCGCGAGGGCACUCGCACUGGAGCUGAGUGCAAGCAAACCACCAAGACUCAGAAGUGUAAGAUUCCCUGCAACUGGAAGAAGCAAUUUGGAGCGGAGUGCAAAUACCAGUUCCAGGCCUGGGGAGAAUGUGACUUGAAUACUGCCCUGAAGACUCGAACCGGGAACCUAAAGAGAGCCCUUCAUAACGCUGACUGCCAGAAGACUGUCACAAUCUCAAAGCCCUGUGGGAAACUUACCAAACCCAAACCUCAAGGUAAAUUCCAUUUGCUGAGACCUGCACACUGCUUCAUGUAA